This is a messenger RNA of Geodia barretti, 772 nucleotides long. The record is from the annotation of a GenBank genome assembly. Lineage: Eukaryota; Metazoa; Porifera; Demospongiae; Tetractinellida; Geodiidae.
AUGAAGGGGAGGGCCGCGGCCUUUUACCAGCAGAUGGACACUCGACGCUCCGUUAGGCACUUCAGUUCGGACCCAGUCCCCCAGGAAGCGAUAGAGAACAUCGUGCUGGCUUCGGGGACUUCCCCCUCUGGAGCGCACUCUGAACCCUGGACCUUUGUGGUGGUGAAAGACGCGGAAAUCAAGAAGAGGGUGCGAGAGAUUGUGGAGCAGGAAGAGUAUCUCAACUACGAUCGACGGAUGGGCGACAGAUGGGUCCGAGAUAUAAAGUUCGUUCCAGACCACUCACGAGAAACCGUACCUCGAAACGGCUCCGUAUCUGAUUGUGGAGUGGCCUUGAGGGAGCUACUGGGGAGACCAGACAAUGAAAAAGUCAUGCUCUUGCUUCCCGUUGGCUACCCUGCCCAUGAUGCAACUGUCCUGGAUCUGAAGAGGAAGACCCUUGAUCAAAUCAUGAUCACGAAGUGAUUCUGAUAACCAACUUUGAUGACCAACUUGAUCUUGACUAUAUAUGCACGCAUUAAUUAUGAUGUACAGGUUAAUUCUGAUAUAAACUGAACGUUUCUAUAAUGUAGUGUGUCGUUUAUUGGUAACUGACUCAAAUCUUCAAACAUUAUUUUGUAUAUAUGCUUGUCUACAAACUGUAAAUCCAUGACAUUCUAUACAUCUUUUGACAUUAAAAAUGCAGUGACUGUGACUGAGUGCGUCGUGCUACAAGUAAUCUUCUCUGCUGUAAUUUCCAAACAUGUCUGGAAAUUCAAACGUCCCUCCAUCC